Molecule: messenger RNA, 1953 nt
Organism: Scheffersomyces amazonensis
Lineage: Eukaryota; Fungi; Ascomycota; Pichiomycetes; Serinales; Debaryomycetaceae
Exons: 1
Coding region: 237-1700 (487 amino acids)
Biological process (GO): regulation of translation
Molecular function (GO): mRNA binding
Source: RefSeq, a predicted model, not a curated record
UCGUAAAAAGAACUUAAGUAUCAGUUAAGUUAGUCUAUAUCGUUACAUAUUGUUUUAGAGUUAGUAUUUCAUACAUACAUAGCUUUUUUUGUUUAGCAAUCUCGACGUAUAGUUCAAUAAUAAACUAAAAAAUUAGUUCUAGCAAAAGAUUAUAUCAUCAACGUAUUACGUAUAAUAAUAUAGUUAUCUUAGUUUAGAGUCCAUAAAUCCAUCGUUCCAACCAUAUAAAUUUAAAUAUGUCCACUUACGAAGACGACGAAGCUCUUUUCGAAGACAUUUAUGGUGAAGAUGAUACCACCGAACAAAAGCCAACUGAAGAAAAGCCUAAAGAAGAAGCACAAGUAGAUGCUACUUCUGCUAGCUAUUCUUCAGUUCCUGAAACUACUCCAUCUGUAAAUGAUGCUCCUGCAGAACAACAGGCAGUAGGAGGUCAAUUUCAAUUACCUCCUCAACCACCUGUUCCGCAAGCUCAACCUUCAGUAGGUAGUAGUCAAUCAACUCCUGCUUUUGAUCCUUCUCAAUUGCCUGUACCACCUCCUCAAAGUAUUCCUGGUUUCCCUCCAGUUCCACAGUUUGAUCCUUCUACGGGUCAACCAUUACCUCCACCACCUUUACCACCAACUAUUCCUCAACAUCAACCAUCAAAUGUCGGUAAAGAAAGUGGUAAGAUGUUUAUUGGUGGUCUUAACUGGGAUACUACUGAAGAAGGGUUAGUUGAGUAUUUCUCUAAAUAUGGUGAAGUUAUAGAUUAUACUAUAAUGAAAGAUAGUAAUACUGGUAGAUCAAGAGGGUUUGGAUUCUUAACAUUUAAGGAACCAUCCUCAGUAGAUGAAGUUAUAAAAACUGACCAUAUUUUAGAUGGGAAAUUAAUCGAUCCUAAGCGUGCUAUAGCUAGAGAAGAACAAGAUAAAGUUGGUAAAAUUUUCGUAGGAGGUAUUGAUCCUAUGGUUAAUGAAAAGGAAUUUAAUGAUUUCUUCUCUCAAUUCGGUAGUAUUAUCGAUGCUCAAUUAAUGAUUGAUAAAGAUACUGGUAGAUCUAGAGGGUUUGGAUUUAUUACUUAUGAUUCACCCGACGCAGUAGAUAGAGUUACUGUUAAUAAAUAUUUAACUUUAAAGGGUAAAGCAAUGGAAGUUAAGAGAGCCGAACCAAGAGGUCAACAUCAACAAAACCAACUUGCUGCUCAACAACAACAACAGCAACAGCAACAAUAUAAUUACGCCUAUGGUUCAGGACAAUAUGGUCAACAAUAUCCUGGAGCUGCUCAAAUGACUCCAGAAAUGGUUCAAUAUUAUCAAAGAAUGCAACAAUGGUAUAUGUACCAACAACAAGCCGCUGCCGCUCAAGCUGCCGGUCAACCAUUUGCUGGUCAACCUCCGGCUGUUCCAGGAUCUGAAGGUUCACAAACUCCUUCUGAUGGUCAACCAUCUCAACCUUUAAACCCUCAAGCCCAAAGUGAUGAACCUGAAGCUGAAGCUGAAACCGAGUCUAAUUAUGAAAGUGAAAGAAGAAGUAGUAGUGGUGAAGGUUAUAAUGAAAAUCCUCAUAGAGAUCAAAGAAGACUUAAUUUACCAAAGGGUCCAAAGAGAGCUCCACCUACUGGACCAUCAGGAGGUAGAGGUGGAUCAGGUGGAAGUAGAGGUCGUGGAGGUUUCCAGAAGAGAAGUAGAGGUUAUCAUCCAUACCGAGGAGGUAGAAGAUAAAAGAUAAAAUAGAAAACAUGCUAUUAAACAUACUAUAAUGAUAUUUUACUUUAUAUAUAUUAACCAUUAAUAAAAGUUAUUUAUGAUUCUAUUUACGCUUUCUACUAGGACGAGCAUUCUUGGCUCUCUUUUGAUCUUUCAAUUGUCUAGCCUUUCUAAUUUGUUCAGUAGUCUUUAUCUCUUGUUGUUGACCUGCUUUAUUAUAACCCUUAACUGAAAUACCAGAUUCAAUAGCCUUUUCAACCUUCUUCUU